This is a messenger RNA of Darwinula stevensoni, 2853 nucleotides long. Lineage: Eukaryota; Metazoa; Arthropoda; Ostracoda; Podocopida; Darwinulidae. The record is from the annotation of a GenBank genome assembly.
AUGUAUGCAUGCCUAAACUUCUUGAAGCUGUGCAAACUGAAGUACUACAAUUUCAGCCUCUUCCACUUCGUCCAACGGGGGUUCAUUGCCCAGACAGGGGAUCCAAGUGGGACUGGAAGAGGUGGAGCGGCAGUCUUUGAGAUGUUAUAUGGGAGCCAAGCUCGCUUUUUUGAAGCUGAGACCAAACCCAAGUUGAAGCACAAGAAGAUGGGCACCAUUUCGAUGGUCAACAAUGGUAGCAACAUGCAUGGUUCCCAGUUCUUUCUCACCCUAGGUGAGGACCUUGAUUACCUUGAUGGUGUUCAUACAGUGUUUGGGGAGGUGGCUGAGGGCAUGGAUGUCAUUCUCAAACUCAAUGAUGCCAUCUGUGAUGAGGAAUGGAGGCCUUACAAAGAUAUUAGAAUCACCCAUACUGUGAUUCUGGAUGAUCCUCUGGAUGAUCCAACUGGUUUGGAAUAUCCUGACAUGUCUCCUGAACCCACAACAGAGAUGCUCGAGAGUGGCAGGAUUGCAGUGGAUGAGGAGAUAUUUGAUGGCCGGGGGAAGACCUUGGAGGAACUGCAAGAGGAAAUUGAGGCAAAGGAGGCACGAGCACGGGCCACCAUCCUUGAGAUGGUUGGGGACCUGCCUGAUGUGGAUGCAGCACCUCCAGACAAUGUCCUAUUUGUCUGCAAGCUGAACCCAGUCACGAGUGAGGAUGAUCUAGAGAUCAUCUUCAGCCGGUUUGGAACCAUCCUCAGGGAAAAGAGCAGUUUUUAUGAAACCAUCUACUUGUGGUUGGCUGAAUUGGAAGAAGUAGAUGAUGCUGCAGAGUAUUUUCAAAGCCAGCAAUACUGUGAAGUGAUCCGGGACCAGAAGACGGGGAAUUCGCUCCAGUAUGCAUUCAUUGAGUUUGAGGCCCCACAGGCAUGUGAAGAUGCCUAUUUCAAGAUGGACAAUGUCCUCAUUGAUGAUCGUCGCAUUCAUGUUGACUUCAGCCAGUCUGUUGCCAAGCUCCGGAGGCUAUACCAGUGCGAAACCAUCACCGGACUCUACAAAUUUGGAAAGUCAGAUGCAGAAUGUGUUCAUCUUCUUGGUAUGCCAUGGUCCUGCAUCUACAAGGCAGUGAAACGCUUCAAGGAGCUUGUUAUAAGUUUUGACUACCCCAGGAGCGGCCACCCAGCAACUGUCAAUGCCCCCAAGGUCAGGAAAUGUAUGCCGCAACUGCUCGGACGUAACCCCAACCGCUCCAUGCAUUCUGUUGCCUCCCCCCUUGGCAUUAGCAGCGAGUAUGCUCGAAAGAUAGCCAAAGACAGGCUAAAGUUGAAGCCUUACAAGGUUCAAAAGGUGCAGCUGCAAACCCCUGCACAGCAGCAAGCCAAGCUGCAAAAAGCGAAAGUGUUACUCAAGAGGUUCAGUCACAAGGGAUGGGAGAAAAUUCUCUUUACCAACGAGAAGAUCUUCACUGUAGCUCAGCAUUUCAAUCGCCAAAUUUAUCACUUCUGGCUCUGGAACAAGCACCACCCUGGCUGCUUCUGGAAGCAUAUUUAUCUUGCUGAAUGUGGAAUGGUGACAGGGAAGGGGGUGGAGUACAGUGGAGGAAAAGGUAAGCAGAGUGGAGGAAGGGCAGAGGAGGAGAACAUUCAGGCUUACAUCCAUACUUUGAAGGCAUCCUUGAAGAAGGAAAAGGAGAAAAGAGGACAGAAACAUCAAAGUCUUGAGGGGAGAAAUAUGAAAAGGGAGCAGAAAUAUAGUAAGGGAGGAAGCAGCCGAGAAGAUGGAAGGUAUAGAGAAAACUCACCAAUGGACAAAAGGAAAGAUCAAAGGGAAAACUCACCCAAGGAGAAGAGACAUCAAAGGGAAGAUACAUUGAAGUACCAGGGAAGAGAUAAAGGAAGCGGAAUUCCUAGUGAUAAGAAAGGUGAUCAAAGGCAAAAUUCACCAAAGAACAAGAGAGGAGAUCAGAGGGGAUAUUCACCAGGGGACAAGAGAAGACAUGGGAAACAUGACACACUGAGAGAUAAGGCAAGGGAUCAAAGGGAAAGUUCACCCAGGAGCAAGAGAGGUGAUGCAAUAGAAGAUUCAGCAAGCCAAAGGAGUGGGAAGCACAAUUCACCACAUGACAAGAGAAGAGAUGAAUUGGGAAAUGAGAUGAGUAAUAUGCAAAAAGAGGUGAGAAAAUCUUCAAGGGAUGAGAGACAAUCAUCUUGGAAGGAAAUGGGCAAUUCAGCAAAGGAAAGUAGAACAGAUUUUCCCAGAAAAAGCAGUUGUCUCAACAAGAGAGGCCAAUCUCUGGGUGAUUGUCAGCAGUCUACUGAUGAUCUAUCUCAAAGUCAUCGACACCGUGGUGGUGGUCACAAGCAGUCUCAUAAAGGGGAUGGAGACACUGCUGUGCCCAAGAAGAAGGCUAAGCAGAGCUUCUCCCCUAUUGUCAAGAAAAGGCAGAAGAAGAAACAGAAGAGGUUCGUGUUCUCAAAAAGAAAGAAACGAAGUGGAGGUAUGGUGAAUGAGAGCCGAUCCCCAAGUCCGGGAAUCACGAUCCACACGUUCACGGAACCCUUCCAACCGGAUCCUGUGCAUUACUACGUGCUGCGGAUGCGAGACAGCCUCCUCCUGUGGCUAGGCGUUGGGCCUCGCCCAGCCCUAGGUGAUCUUGCCGUUGCCAUGGCAACGGGGACUGGCGAGCCGAUCGCGACCAAACUUCUCGGCAAUCAUUCCUGUGUGGUCUCCAUGGCAAUGGCAGCUCGCCUGACCCGGCGCCUGGGGAAACAGGUGUUCCUCAGUUGCAAUCUCCCCUUGGAAAACGUCGGUCUGCACGCACAGGUCGAAAAGAGGCUUCUCGACGAGAUCACCGCCAAGCCAGAAGUCUUCUGA